Messenger RNA from Entrophospora candida, 1293 nucleotides. The record is from the annotation of a GenBank genome assembly. NCBI's taxonomy places the organism in Eukaryota, Fungi, Glomeromycota, Glomeromycetes, Entrophosporales, Entrophosporaceae.
AUGGCCAAAGCUCAACAACUAAUUCAACAACAACAACUACUGAUACAAAGAUCCAAUUUCAUACAUUUUCCAAAUGAUAACAUUCAAAAUACUAUGAGUUCUACAAACACACCUGUUGUUGCUCGUAAUCAUAAUGCAUUAUAUGUCAGACCAGUCUUAAAUACUCAAUUAAAUUCUCGUUCAAUUAUAACUCCUACUCUUCCUAAUUUACCAAUGCACACACAAAGACAGGACAAUCAAAGAACAGUUGUUCAACAACCUCAGCAAUCAACAAAUAAUAAUAAUAUAAAUAAUGUUUCCAUACCUCAACAAACUCAGCCAUCGACAAUCUUUCAGCCAAGUAUCAAUCAAUUAGGUUAUUCUUCAACAUCAUUAGUGACACCUUCUUCAUCAAUUGCUCAAGCUAACAAUACAUCGAUAAUAGACAAUAAUAGCGGUAGUGGUAGUAAAAACAAUAACAACAACCAAUCAAAUUAUGGCACAUUUCUGACUACUAAACCAGAAAAAUUUACCGUUGCUUGUAAUGAUGUAUUUAGAAAACUCGAUGCUAAAGCUCGUGAAAGAAGAAUAACAUCCCGUGAACUUACCAAUCUUAGUGAUUAUGAGAAGGCAAAAAUUUGCGAGAAAUUGGAAUUACUAAAACCAAUGCUCUACAGAGCUGACGAAAUACUUACUUACUAUACUAAAUCUCACAUUGAUACACUAAAGUUUCUAGAAAUGAAAUACAUGAUCGAUGACCAAUUAAAAGCAUUACCUGGCAAAUACUUGCUUUCACUGAAACAAGCAGAUGAUUUGUUAACAAAAUUUAGCAAAUACUUUGAGUUUGUUGAAAAUACCAAAAAAGAAUUAAAUUUCACUGCUACAAAUAGCUUGAUGCCUGCCGAUGACCAAAUCAUACCACCUAUAGCCAAUAAAAUCAUUUCACUGACUGUUCCAAACAAGAAAUAUAAACUUGAAAAUGAUCAAGAAAAUAAAAUUUCUGAUUCACAUGAAAAUUUAAAUAAAAAAAGAAGGUUGGAAAUUCAUGUUACUGAUAGAAAUGAAAUCAAAAAUAACAACUCUGAAAAUGUCAACACUUACAAUAAUAGUAUUGACUCACCUAAAGAUUACGAUAAGGAGCCAUCAUUUGAAGAACUCUAUGAAACAAUAAGAAAGUUGAAUAAUACAAUGAAAGAUAACAUGGAUACUGGAGAAGCGACCAGAGGAGGUGAAGAAAAUCAUUUUUUUAGAACGCAUGCGGCAAAUAUCUCCAAUCUUGAUUAUAUUGGUAGCGCCUUGUCAAAAGCUGCUUGA